Molecule: messenger RNA, 5424 nt
Organism: Eimeria maxima
Lineage: Eukaryota; Apicomplexa; Conoidasida; Eucoccidiorida; Eimeriidae
Product: protein kinase, putative
Exons: 3
Coding region: 1-5424 (1807 amino acids)
Biological process (GO): protein phosphorylation
Molecular function (GO): protein kinase activity; ATP binding
Source: RefSeq, a predicted model, not a curated record
AUGGAUUCCCCUCUUAGGCUGCAGCAGCAGCAGCAGCAGCAGCAGCAGCAGCAGCAAUUGCUGCUGCCUAGUGAAAUCGAUGGUGCUUCUUUACAAACAGGACCACCUACAGCAUGUCCAGGUCCACCAGCAGCAGCAGCAGCAACAGCAGCAGCAGCAGCAGCAGCAGCAGCAGCAGCAGCAGCAGCACCCUCUUGUAUAUCUGGAGGACAAGCAACAUCAGGAGUAUCCUCUCGCUGUAUAACAGCAUCUCCUUUAUCUCCCCUUCCUCCUCCUCCCUUAGCAGCAGCAGCAGCAGCAGCAGCAACAGCAGCAGCAGCAGCAGCAGCAACAGCACCAUCACCAUCACCAUCACCACCGCAACAACAACAACAACAACCAGCAGCAGCAGCAACAGCAACAACAGCAACAGCAACAGCAGCAGGAGGAGGAACAGGAGGAGGAAGAGGAGGAGGUACAAGAUGUAUACAAAUAGAGAAUAAUAUGCGUGUAUAUUUACCAAAUAUAUUACCUAAUAAUAUACCUAUAAGGAGACAGUGUCCCCUUAGCUGUUUUAUAGGACUGCAGCAGCAGCAGCUACUAGGUAGCGGUACAUAUGCAGAUGUAUGGUGUCUCCUUGAUAAGGAGACAGGAAAAAAAUAUGCAGGUAAAUUAUUACAGCCUAAUAGAUUUAAUAAGGAGACAGUACCCCGUGUAUGCCAAUUAUUUACUAAAGAAAUUAUUCAUCUAGCUAAGUGUCAAUGUCCUGGUGUAGUGGGGCUGCAUGCAGUUAUUGAGGGGAGAGAGGGCUGUCUCCUUUUAUUAGAUCUAAUUGAGGGGGGAGGUACUAUUUGGUCAAAAAAACAUCUACGUCUCCCUCGUCGUCCCCGUAACCACCACCAGCAGCAGCAGCAGCAGCAGCAGCAGCAGCAGCAGCAGCAGCAGCAGCAGCAGCAGCAACAACAGGAGAAUAAAAAGGAUAAAGAUGAUAAAGAUAAUAAUAAUAGUAAUAAAGAACAAGAAGAAGAAGGAGAAGAAGAAGAAGAAGGAGAAGAAGAAGAAGGAGAAGAAAAAGAAGGAGAAGAAGAAAUAAAUAAUGAAUUAUAUGCAUUUAUAUUAUUUAUACAAUUAGUACAAACAUUAUUAUAUAUACAAUCUAUAGGUAUUAUACAUAAAGAUAUUAAACCUACUAAUUUAUUAUUUAAUAAAAAUAAUAAUAAAAUAUUAUUAGCGGACUUUGGUUGGUCAGACUCUAUUGCUAAUUCACAAGGUCCUCCUCUUGAAUGGCCAGGGACACUAGAGAUAAAUCCUCCUGAGGUAUUAAACUUUAAGGGUCCAUGUACAGAGAAAAUAGAUAAUUAUGCAUUAGUAGCAGCAGCAGCAGCAGCAGCAGCAGUUGCUGCUGCUGCUGCUGCACCAACAGCAAAAGUGACAAAAGCAACACCUGCAACGGCGGUGUUGCUGCCGGUACCAGCAGCAAGAACAGUACCAGGGGCUGCAGUAGCAUCACCUAAUGCCCCGAUUAAUCCAGCAGCAGCAGCAGCUGCUGCAGCAGCAGCAGCUGCUGCUGCUGCUGCUGCUGGUGAAUCGAUUCAAGUGUCUCCAAACAGCAGCAGCAAACAACAGCAGCAAGUUGUUCGUCGCGGUGUCUCCGAAGCAAGCGCAUGCUCAACAGCAGAGUCCGUCCGCUUUACAGCUUAUAAAUUAAUAGAGCAGCACCAAGCAGCACUGCAGCAGCACCGGCAGCAGCAGCAGCAGCAGCACAGACAGCAGCAGCAGCAAAGACAGCGCAGUCAGCAGGAGCAGCAACAACAAGAAGCAACAGCAACAACACCUCUGCUGCGCCCAGCUGCCUAUCGUGCUGCUCCUCCCUUCAGCAGGGAGACUCCCAACAACCAGCUAUCAUGGCAGCAAGUGCAGCAGCAGCAGCAGCGUCAGCUAAUGAUGCUGCAGCAGCAGCAGCAGAUCUUGAGGCAGCAGCAGCAACACCACUAUAGGCAAAGCCCUUUCCGUCAUGCACUACAUAGGCGUCGCUCCUUAGAGUCUCCUGCAGCAGAGAGAGACAGAAGGAUGGCCUUUGCUAACUUCUUAACUAUACACCAGCAGCAGCUACACCAACAGCAGCUGCAGCAGCAGCAACAACAACAGCAGCAAAGGCGGCAGCAGCAGCUCCUGCUGCGGCAUAACCAGGAGGCAGCUUGCAGAGGGGCAGCUGAGCCUCCUGAAGGUCUCUUUUGGUCAUACGAUGCAUCGGAUCCUGUUGACAGGGGACAGCAGCAGCAGCAACAACAGCAGCAACAGCAGCAGCUUCUGCAGCAGCAGCAGCAGCAACACCACCUGCUGCUGCAGCAGAGGUCAGCAACUAUACAGAUAGGCACUCGCGAGCAUGCUGUUUCCCCAAUGUCUCCUCCAUCUAUAGAGAUGGACUCUCAAGGUAUAACAACUGCAGCACAGCAGCACAAGAGACAGGAACUGCAGCAGCAAGUACCAGCCUUGCUGCAGCAAGAGAUGCUGCAGCAGGAGCUGCUGCAGCGACAACGGCGUAUACGCCCACCCAAUGCAAAUGGGCAGCAGCAGCAGCAGCAGCAACAAGCCUACAGCAAGCAGUCAAGCUUUCAAGACACAAAGAGCUUCCUUCAUGACACGGGAGCAACAGCAGCAGAAGCAGCAGCAGCAUUAGCAGCAACAGCAGCAACAGCAGCAGCAACAGAUCCUUCUCCUGCUGCACUCUGCGCUCGCUGGCUUCGCUCGGGUAUAAACGCAGUGGCGGCCUUAGCGACUCCUCGCCUGGUGCAGCGCUUGCCAGAACAACCGCAGCAGCAGCAGCAGCAGCAGCAGCAGGAGGAGCAGCAGCCGCUACAGCAGCAGCAGGAGUCAGGAAGACGUUACUGGACAGAGGAAGACAAGAAGGUUCCUGCUGAUGGAUCAUGGAGGAAAGCUGUUGAUGCUGCAGCAGCACUGCUAGGAGGGCUGCUGCAGAAGGAGACAGAUGUGUCUCCUUCUCCUCCUUGUAACGAUGACACCGGCGACACCCGCAGCAGCAGCAGCGCAACAAAUACUACUUCUGAUGGUGCUCCUGCUACUGUUGCCGUCCCUGCUGCAGCAGCUGUUGCUGCUGCUGCAGGACAGGGAAGCGCACGCAGCCAACUAUCCCUGCAUGUGGGGCUGUCCGCUGCUCCUGCAUGCAGCAGAACGCCACUCCUGUCAGACGCAGCAGCAGCAACAACAACAACAGCAGCAGCAGCAGCAGCAGCAGCGGGUGGAGUGAGCCCGCAAGGUGGCAGCGUCUCUUUGGUUGACAGUCAAGGAGAAGUCCCCGAUGUUGAGCUAGCAGCAGCAGCAGCAACAGCAGCAGCAGCAGCAAAAGGGAGAAUCGAGGCCUCCCCAUUGUUAACAAGAAAAACAGACAGAGAAAGAGACAGAGACACGGGCAGCACAAACAACCAAAAAGACAGCAGCAGCAGCAGCAGGAGAGAGCGCAACACCCAAGAAGGGACUCUCCACUGUACCAGCAACUGCCUCCCCGCAGACUCCGUUGUCUCUCCCCUCUGUGACUCCACACACCCUCAGCAGCAGCAGCAGCAGCAGCAGCGGCAGCAGCUGCCUUUAGUGCCGCCUCUCUACCUGGGGGAGCUUCCUUUGUACAGUUAUGGCAGCCCCAGUAGAGGCACAACAGAAAGAAUGUACAGCAACAGCAACUGCAGCGGCAGCAGCAGCAGCAACAGAAGCAGCAGCAACAGCAGCAUUCGCCACUCACCAUCUGUACUUCAACAGUCUCCUCAUGCCCCAUCUCCUUGGGGACUGUCUCCUGCUGCAGCAGCAGCUGCUGACAGAUGCAGCAGCAACAAUGCCGCCACCACAGUUCCCUACGAUAGCAGAACCAGCAGCAGCAGCAGCAGCAGCACCAACACCGUUCCCAACGUCAGAGUUGAUGUCAGCAGCAGCAGCAGCAGCAGCAGCAGCACGGGUAAUCAAGUGCAGCAGAGGAGGCUCUACGCAGCAGAAAUCAUCUGCACCCCUCGUCGUCCCCACCCAACGGAUAUGCUUCCCUUUGGCCCCUUUCCUGCAGCUAAUCCUGCAUGCAACAGCAGCAGCAGCAGCACCAGCGGCGUCUCCCCAGCAGCAGCAACAGCGACAGCAGCAGCAGCAGCAGCAACGUCUCAAGAAAUAGGAGACAGUGUCCCUGCAAUAAGGACGGAUUGUGCAGUGCCUGUGCAGCGGCUGAGCAUUAGCGACAUUUUGCUGCUGGCGCAGCAACGGGAAUUAGAGAGACAGCAGAGACACCUGCAGCAGCAGCACAGAGAGCUGCAGCUGCAGCAGCUAGAGAUUGAAUUUAAAAGGAGACAAAGAGAGAAGCAGCAAAAAGAGCUGCAAAUGCUGCAGCUGCAGCUGCACCAGAAGAGGGCUAUACGUCUAAUGCAGCAGAAGCAGCAGCAGGAGCAGCAGCAACCGCAGCAGGAGAGCAGGUCAACAUCAGUGUUGAAGCAACAACAUGCGCAUGAGGUCGAGCAGCAGCAGCAGCAGCAGCAGCAGCAGCAGCAACAGCAGCAGCUGCUGCCACUUCGUAGCAACAGAAAUCCCCUUUUGCUGCCUUUAGGGCCCUCCGACCCCGAAGGGAAAGCUGAGCUGCCUGCUGCAUUAGCACCAGCAGCAACAGCAGCAGCUGCUCCGUCUACAGCAGCAGUAGCAGCACCAGUCACCAGCUACUCUGGCAGCAGCAGCAGCAGCAGCAGCAGCAGCCGCCACAGUGUUGUUGUCCCUCGAUUGCAGCUAACGCAUGUUAUAGCCCCUAACCUCUUGGCUGCUGGAGGUGCAGCUACAGCACCCCCAGCAGCAGCAGCAGCAGCAGCAGGAGAGAGCAGCGGAUGCAGCAGCUUCCGUGGGGGACCAGGAGCAGCUACAGCAAGAGGUGCUCCUGUGCAUGCAGCAACAUUCUUUGGAGGCUGCAGCGGUGCUGCUUCUGUUGCGUCUGCUGCAGAUACACCGCAGAGUGUCUGUCUUACCCCCACAGAUUCCCCUCAUAGCGCUUACUACUACCCAAGGCUAAGAGGAGACACUUCAAUGACCCACUACCAGCUGCAGCAGCAGCAACAACAACAACAGCAGCAGCAGCAGCAGGAGCAGGAACAGAAGCAGGCAGAAGCGCCUCUCUCCGCUGCUGCAGCUGCUGUCUCCUUCUUACACAAACUCAUUGCCAACCCUCUGCAGCAGCUGCAGCAACUGCAGCAACGCCCGCAGCAGGAUGUCCCUGCAGCAGGUGCAGCAACAGCAGCAGCACCUGUCGCCAACUGCCUAGUCGUCGAGCAGCCGCAAGCUGAACAAGUCCCUCAGCAGGCACAAGGGGAGCAGCAGCUACAGCAGCAGCAGCAGCAGCACCUGCAGCAGCAGCCUCUUAGCUCAUAUGGCAGCUGCAACGUACGGAGCAAGGGACUAGGUGGCACCUAG